Messenger RNA from Austrofundulus limnaeus, 5310 nucleotides. It is a transcript of the gene sorcs2, whose product is annotated as sortilin-related VPS10 domain containing receptor 2. The record is from RefSeq and is a predicted model, not a curated record. NCBI's taxonomy places the organism in Eukaryota, Metazoa, Chordata, Actinopteri, Cyprinodontiformes, Rivulidae. Gene Ontology annotation, cellular component: membrane. Gene Ontology annotation, molecular function: protein binding.
GUCAUCCUGAUCCUAACCAAGUACUACCACGCUGACUCCACCAAGGUGUUGGAGAGCUCCCUGUGGAGGUCCACCGACUAUGGCACAACGUACACCAAGCUGAACYUGAUGCCAGGAACAACCAUCGUUGUGACAAGUUUCUACAUCUGCCCAACCAACAAGAAAAAGGUGGUCAUGGUGGGUUCGUCUAUAAACGAACGAGAUCAGAUGUUGUUUAUCAGCACAGAUGAGGGUUCUUCCUUCCAACGACAGUCAAUCGACUUCACGCCGGAGACACUCAUCUUCCACCCGAAGGAAGAAGACAAGCUGUUGGCCUACUGCAAGGAUGGCAGACUUUAUGCUUCAGCAGAUCUGGGCCACAAGUGGACUUUACUCCAGGAGAGGGUGACCAAGGACAGAGUCUUCUGGUCUGUAUCCAGUGUGGAUGUGGACCCUGAUCUGGUGCACAUGGAAAUGCAAGAUACAAGUGGAGGCUACCUGUAUGUUACCUGUCUCAUCCAGAACUGCUCGGACAAAAUGGUGACCGCUCAGUUUCUUGGGAAGAUUGAUCACAACUCUCUGGUGGUCCAGAAUGACUACAUUUUUGUCAAGGUCACCACAGGGAAUCGCACCAAGCACUAUGUGUCCUAUCGGCGCAAUGAGUUUGUCCUGAUGAGGUUUCCCAAGUAUGCCCUGCCAAAGGAUGUUCAGAUAGUGAGUACAGACGAGAACCAGGUUUUCCUUGCCCUCCAGGAGUGGUACCAGUCCGACACAUAUAAUCUGUACCAAUCGGACCCCCAAGGCGUCUACUACUCCAUGAUCCUGGAAAAUGUGCGCAGCACCAAGCAGCCAGAGGAGAAUGUCCUCAUUGAUAUCCUUGAGGUUCGUGGAGUCAAAGGAGUUUUCCUGGCCAAUCAGAAGGUCGAUGGUAAAGUGACAACUCUUAUCACUUUUAACAAAGGACGAGACUGGGAACCCUUGACCCCUCCUACCACUGACAUGAAUGGAAAACCAGUCAGCUGCAAACUGCCGGAUUGCCAUCUCCACCUCCACCUGCGCUGGGCAGAUAACCCCUACGUGUCUGGCACUGUCCAUACUAAAGAAUCAGCUCCAGGUCUCAUCAUGGGUGCUGGCAACCUGGGCUCCAAGCUGGUGGAGUAUAAGGAAGAAAUGUACAUCACUUCAGACUGCGGGAGGACGUGGAAACAGGUUUUUGAAGAGGAGCAUCACAUUCUGUAUCUGGACCAUGGUGGAGUCAUUGUAGCCAUCAAGGACACCUCUAUUCCUCUCAAGAUACUCAAGUUCAGUACCGAUGAAGGCCGUACCUGGAACAUUCACAACUUCACCAGUACCUCUGUGUUUGUUGAUGGACUCCUGAGUGAACCAGGAGAUGAGACCCUGGUUAUGACUGUAUUUGGCCACAUCAGCUACAGAUCAGACUGGGAGCUSGUSAAAGUGGACUUCAGACAGUCUUUCYCUCGUCAAUGCACCGAGUCCGAUUACGAGUCCUGGCAGCUCACAGACUUGAAGGGAGAAAAGUGCAUUAUGGGCCAAGAGCGAACUUUCAGGAAGAGAAAAGAGACCUCAUUUUGCAUUAAAGGGAAAAGCUACACUUCAGCUCUAACCAACAAGCCCUGCCAGUGCACAGAAAGAGACUUCAACUGUGACUAUGGCUUUGAGCGGUCCCACAUAGAAGGUGAUCGCUGCUUCCCUGACUUUUGGUACGAUCCAGAUUCACCUCCAGAGGACUGCCAUCUUGGACAGAACUAUGAGUCCAGCACUGGCUACAGGAAGGUGAUCUCUGACAYGUGCGAUGGAGGAGUUAACAAACAGCAGAGUGCCAAACAGCACAGCUGCCCUCUGUUGGCCCCUAAAGGUCUACAGGUYGGCAUCAAAGGACAGAUGCUGGCCGUGGCUUCUGGUGAUGACAUCACAUUCAUUGUCCAUCAAGAGCAGGGCGACACAAGCAGUACCAAGUACCAGGUAGACCUGGGUGACGGAGUCCGAGCCAUUUACCAGAACCUGACGGUGACUGACGAGCCCAUCCAGCACCGCUACGAGCACCCAGGGGUUUACAAGGUUACAGUGAAGGCCGAAAACRUUGCAGGGCACGACGAGGCCACCAUGUACAUCCAGGUCACAGCCCCUUUACAGGAAGUGCACCUGGAAGCAGUUCCCAUUGCGAAGAAAAACGAAGAAGUCARUUUGACAGCUGUAGUUCUUCCCACCGAGGCCAACAUGACCGUCUUUUAUUGGUGGAUAGGAGACAGUCUUCAGCCCACAUUGACCCUGCGGAACAGCAUUUUGACUCGUUUCUCUCAGRCUGGAGACGUUUCGGUGACCGUCCAGGUUUCCAACGGUCGAUCCAUGGUUCAGGACACGAAGAUUGUCCGAGUCUAUGAUGACUUUCAGAUUCUUCCUCUGGGCUUCAGCAGAACUCUGGACCACUUUAACCCAAACAUCCCAGAGUGGAGGGACGACGUUGGCCAGGUGGUCACCAAGAUGCUGGCUAAGAUCACAGGUGUUCCUCAGGAGUCUAUAGUUAUUGUGGUGAAACCGGGUCUCCCCACCACUGCUGACCUUUAUGUUCUACCACUGGACAACAAACCAGCCAAGAGGAGUAAAUUUGUYGAUAAGCGUAUUCCAGCGAUCGUGCAGGCGUUUAAUGACAAGAACGUCAGCUUCAUGGUCCGAGGUGGUCUACGAGUGCUGGUGAUGUUAGCUGAUCCUAAUGCAGGCUACCAUGGAGCAGUUGGAGGUCCAGGUAUUUGGGCGCUAGCUGUAAUUUUCCUAAUCAGCGUCAUUGCCACCGGCUCAUUCAUCCUAUACAAGUUUAAAAGUCCUUGGCUUAGGCCUGAGGAUGCCUAUCCCCCGUUGUUUUUCAGGAAGCUUCCAGGAAACCGCAACAUCUAUGCYCAGAUGCACAACGAGAAGGAACAGGAGAUGACAAGCCCCGUCAACCACAGUGAGGACACACAGCACAUUAUCCAAGGCGAGGAGUUCAUUGACGAUGACCUGGACUCGCAGACUUUAGGUAACGCAGGAGGUAGCCCCGCCUUCCGUUCCCUUAUAAGGACUACCACUAACCACUGCUACUAAAACCCAAGCCACUAACUACAGCAGCUAACAGACACCAAGGCAACCACUCAGGUGUGGUCUUGAGCAUCACCUCCAGAGAAUUACACGGUUACCUGACAAGCUGAUCGCUGACAUGGCAACAAUGAUGAGCCCAGCCGAGUCGAGACAGCUAACAAGCACAGGGACUCUGCCUUUCUACAAUGUUUUUGCCCCAACCCCACUUUCCCCUCCAACCUGCCUAAUUUCGACAGGAUUUGUUUAGACCUGUAUUUUACAUCAUUUUAAGGCCCUUUUUCAUUUUUAAUUUUGUUGAUCUCAAUCAUGGAGGAUGUGAGAAAUACAUUUAAAAACAAGUGGACUGUAUCUAUACUGUAGAUGGAGAUGUUUUGCCUCCCAUCUGAGGAGCUUUCUCAGUUUAAAAAAUAAGAAAAUCAAAUUUUGGAUUUGAGAAAUCUCCCUGGAUGGGAAGGRAAACAUCUCAACUAAUUAAUUUUUUUAGUCAAAACACAGCCAGAUGGCUUACCUGUGUUUUAAGAAAAAAUGGUCUAUAAAUUUUCUGCCAUUUAACAUGAUUAAAAUGAGUAAGCACAACUCACUCUUCUGGCUUCCAAGAAAAUUUUGGUGUAAGACGGUAGAACACUUUAGGCCAACAGUGACUGAAGUUAGCUGCCUAAAUACUGCUGUGUGAGCACUAAACAUAGGCUGCAUCGGGGUACAGAAAAUAAAUUAUUGACUAUUAAGUUUGUAUUCUUCCACCUGAUAUUUUCUUCCUUUUCCCCUAAAAGUACCACUCCACUUUUCCCUCUUCAAAGGCAAUAAUAAUCUCAAUGGAAUGUACAGUUUGAUGAACCCUUGUGGAUUUGCAUACAAAGUGAGUAUGCAUGCAAACACAAGAGGGCGAUGUUGCACUUUCUUAAAUUUCCACUCACAGGUACUUCUCACCAUUUUGGGACUAUACACUCUAUGUACACACAGCUUUGUUCAUGUUUCAUCAUWAGGAGUCUUGUUCUUUGCUUUAAAAGUUUAUCUUUUUUUUAGACGAUCUGUGCGUGGUAUUUCAAAUCAACUCUUGUCUGUCCCAUGGUGCCUCGAAGGGCAGACUCUGAUCUGCUUGGUGACAUUAUCUAACGUGUUUAGUUAUUUCUAAAAAGAAAGAGAACAAAAACAAAAAAAAACAUGGCCCUUUCUGCUCCUCCUCGCAAUUWAUUUUAGUCAGAGCAGACUCUUUCCUCUCAAGAAGAAGGUUUCCGACAUGGAAAGAAGGGGUAGUUGAUUUAUUCAGUACCAGCCUAUAUUAGGCGUAGCCCUAAGUGGAAUCAUGUCUUCUUAAAGGUUUGGUUUCUUGUAUGUAAAUGUGUAAAUAUGAACAGUGAACUCCACUUUGUACAUACUCCCAUCAUCAUGUGUUUUACACUGCUACCAAAAUACAUUCAAAUUGUUCUUUGAUUUCUUCUUCCUGGAGUGAUUUGCCAAUGUUCCUUCGAUAUAAAACUCUCACUGUUCAUUGUCAUUGCUUGCUUUAUAUGUACUCAUGUUCAAUAUUUUUGUAUUUUGAGUAGCAACAUGUCACAGGCCUGGGUGAUUACUGGAAAUAGUUUCAGAAUCUAAAAAGACCCUCACAGCUACUGAAUAAUGCUUAUAUAUAUGGAUAUUUUUGAUACACGUCAGUUUUCUCCUAAUUCACACCAAACAUAGGUUAGUGUUUUUGUUGCCUCUUGCCACAGUUUAUUUUUUGUUUUGUUUGCACUAAAAAAGUGAGAUGUUGCAGCUGCAAAGUUCUGGASGUUAGCUGCACAAACCUACAAACUCUGAAUCCGAAGGUCGUUGGACAAAAGACCUUUGAGAUCACCGAUGCUACCAACKUUGUUGACACAACUCUGGUUAAUCUUGUUGUUUUUAACACAGCAGAUUACAUUUACUCACUCUGGUUUAAAUCAACUUUUGUACAUAUUCUGGUCAUGUUCAAUUUGGUCUUGGUUUUAUAGUAGGGUAUGGUCAUUGAAUCAAUGUCCCUUUUGGAAAAAAGGGAAUGUAAGAGAACUGAUUUUCAAGUUCCACUGUAAUAGUCGAGGAGUUUCACAGAUGAUGACACUGACUUUGUAAUUUGUACCACUUCUUUUCACUGUUUUCUUUUUCUUACCUGUUGGUAUGUUUGAACUCWUGAUUUUGCUAUUAAAAACAAUUGUGCGUUCUUUUCAGGAAGCAUACUGCACUGAACCUGCAUCCUGAAAUAAAUCACUCCCAUAACUUGUA